GUUGUAUUGUCAAACAUUGGUGUAAUAACCGGUGCCCAUCGAUACGGUACACACCGUGCGUUCAAAGCCAAAUGGCCACUUCGGGUGAUACUACUGUCGCUCCAGACGUUUAGUGGACAGAAAUCAAUGAUCGAGUGGGCCCGCGAUCAUCACAGCCAUCACAAGUACGAGGGAACCGAUGCCGAUGUUGUCAAUAUUAAUCGCGGCUUUUUCUACGCCCAUAUCGGUUGGAUAAUGAUUAAGUUGUUGCCGGAGUGCAGUGAAAAACGCAAACAAUUAGAUGUAUCGUAUCUCUGGUCGGAUCCGAUAAUAAGAUUUCAGUACAAAUACUAUGAACCAUUGGUUGUCAUAUUUUGCAUACUAGUGCCCACAUUGAUGCCGAUGUUUAUGUUUGGCGAAACAUUUGUCAAUAGCUAUCACUUGUGUUUCCUUCUAAGAUAUGUCUAUGUUCUUCAGCUAUCUUUUUGUGGUAAUUCAGUGGCACAUAUAGAUUGUGGUACCAAACCAUAUGAUAAAUCAAUGACAUCAGUGCAUAACAAUCUGUUCAAUUAUGCAGCAUUAGGUGGUGUCUAUCAUAACUACCAUCACGUCUAUCCACGCGACUACUCGGCCAGUGAGUUCGGUUGGGACGUCAACUUCAAUGUCAAUACGGCUUUCAUUGAUUUUUUUCAUUGGAUCGGUUGGGCAUACGAUCUGAAGAAAGUACCUCAAGAAGUGAUCGACAAACGAAAACAACGAACGGGUGGACCGCAGACCAAGACUUUCAUACAAAACAAUGUUAUCUACGACUGGAUCUAUGGGUUCUUCAUGAGCUCCAUAGUCUUCUGGAUAUUACUAUCGAUUAGGAUCCUAAUUGGUUAUACACUUUAA
Oppia nitens is the source of this 870-nucleotide messenger RNA. Its product is annotated as stearoyl-CoA desaturase 5-like. Gene Ontology annotation, biological process: unsaturated fatty acid biosynthetic process. The transcript is spliced from 3 exons. NCBI's taxonomy places the organism in Eukaryota, Metazoa, Arthropoda, Arachnida, Sarcoptiformes, Oppiidae. Gene Ontology annotation, molecular function: iron ion binding; stearoyl-CoA 9-desaturase activity. Gene Ontology annotation, cellular component: endoplasmic reticulum membrane. The annotation marks the transcript as partial. The record is from RefSeq and is a predicted model, not a curated record.